Molecule: messenger RNA, 351 nt
Organism: Arctia plantaginis
Lineage: Eukaryota; Metazoa; Arthropoda; Insecta; Lepidoptera; Erebidae
Source: the annotation of a GenBank genome assembly
AUGAAAUCGUUCGUGUUUUUUGCUUUAAUUGCUGCCGCAUAUGCUGCCCCGCUGUUGAACCCACAGGAUGUCCAAAUUGUUCGUUAUGACGUCAACAAUGGUGGACUUGAUUCCUACAGUUUCGCAUGGGAGACGUCUGAUGGAUCAAAACACGAAGAACAGGGACAACUUAAGAAUCUGGGAACUGAGAACGAAGCCAUAGCUGUUCAAGGUCAAUACGCUUGGGUUGGACCUGAUGGAGUCACAUACAUAGUCCGCUACAUUGCUGACGAGAACGGUUUUCAGCCUACCAUUGAACAGGGUCCUGGUGGAGCCGUACCAUCGGCAGUCGUCGCUUCACUUCUAGGUUAA